Molecule: messenger RNA, 924 nt
Organism: Salvia miltiorrhiza (redroot sage)
Lineage: Eukaryota; Viridiplantae; Streptophyta; Magnoliopsida; Lamiales; Lamiaceae
Exons: 2
Coding region: 1-924 (307 amino acids)
Source: RefSeq, a predicted model, not a curated record
AUGGUAGUUUCUUGGCUGCGUAACUCCGUUAAUUCUGAAAUUAGCGCGAGCAUCAUGUAUAUUGAUGACGCGCAUCUGAUCUGGAACGAUCUUAGAGAUCGUUUUUCUCAAGGAAAUAUGGCUCGUGUUUGCCAGCUGAAACAACAACUUCUUAAUCUGAGGCAGGGAUCUGAAGAUGUAGGCUUAAAGAAAUGGAGCAAGUACCAGAUGCAAGAAUGCUCGAUGCAAUUUCUCAUCGGUUUGAAUCUCACAUUUGCUCAGAUUAGAUCUCAAAUCAUCUCUAUGAUUCAUUUUCCUUCAUUGUCACGGAUCUUUGCUAUGGUGCUUCAAGAAGAACGCCAAAGAUCUAUUGAAUUUGUGCCUCAAGCACCACAAAUCAACACUGAAAAUUCUGGUUCUAUGAUAAAUGCUACGGGUUAUGCUAGAGGCAGAGGUGCAAAAGGAAAAUUUCUUUGCACCAAAUGUGGAAAAACUAACCACACUGUUGAUAAAUGUUUUGAGAUAAUAGGCUAUCCCCCUGGUUACGGUAGAGGUCGGGGUAAAACACAAUCAGAUAGUGGCAGAUCUGUGAAUCAAGUCAGUGGAGCUGAGUCUGGAAAUUUGUCUAAGGCUAGUGGAACUAUGACAACCGCAGAUAUGGCUCAGAUCAUUUCAUUUUUGCAACAGCAAAUGCAAAAUAUUGGUGGUUCUUCUUCUACUGUAUCUGAUACUCAGAGCUCUAAGGAUUCUGCACCUACAAAUACUUCUCCACCAUUCAGUGGUACUGUCUCCUUAGCACCUCUCAUCUGUUCUGUUUCUUCUUCUACUUUAUGGCUCCUAGAUACAGGAGCUACUCAUCAUGUUUGGAAUAAUCCAUCUCUGUUCACAAACAUCUCUAAUACCUCCAAUGCACAUGUUAAUCUUCCCAAUGGAAGUAGUGCCUAG